Rhagoletis zephyria (snowberry fruit fly) is the source of this 2606-nucleotide messenger RNA. RefSeq lists its product as uncharacterized. Lineage: Eukaryota; Metazoa; Arthropoda; Insecta; Diptera; Tephritidae. Gene Ontology annotation, biological process: G protein-coupled receptor signaling pathway. Gene Ontology annotation, molecular function: G protein-coupled receptor activity. Gene Ontology annotation, cellular component: membrane. The record is from RefSeq and is a predicted model, not a curated record.
GCACAAGCAACGAUAUCAAUAGACAGCACUAAUCACAGCAUCCAUGAGAUACUUUUUGCGCCAGAAAAUUGUGUUUGGAAACGCAGUGAACCAACAUUUGCAGAAUAUGUGAUUUAUGCUUUUGUCGUCCCAGUGCUUUCCUGCUUCGGGUUAUGUGCAAACUUUAUCAAUGCUAUUGUUUUCAUGCGUCCCAAAAUGACACCAUCAGCAUUUACUUACCUUGCUGCACUCGGCUGGCUCGACUGUUUUUCUUGCAUACUCAUCUUGUUAACCGCGCUCUCGCGAAGCGUUUUCUACAACAGCAUUUUUUGGAUGAGGUACGAUUUCCAAUGGCAGACACCGCUAUUUAGUAUUAGCACCGGAGCGGCGAAUCUUUUACUUGCAAGCGUCAGCUGUGAUCGUUGGAUUUAUUUGAGGCAUGGAAUUGCAAACGGUGGUGGGCCACCUUGGUUUUGUCGUCGCAAAGUAGCUCGUCGUGUUAUUGGACUGGUCAUUGUUAUAUCUGUGAUUAUAAAUAUUCCAUAUUUUUUCGUUUUUGUAGUCAAUGACGACGGCACAUUUAAAGCACACAAAUUAUACUACACCACUUUUUAUAAAAUAAGUAAUUGGAGUUCUUUGACACUGUUAACACUUUUGCCCGCUAUAUUUCUUGUGGUCGGCAACAUCGCCAUCGUUAUAGCGUUUCGACGUUGGACCCAGCAAAGCAGAAAAUUUCAAAGGAAUGGAAAUGCCAACUCAAAAACAACACAAAAGCGUUAUCAUCACCAAAUGAAGUUAACUAUUACCAUUAUCAUUAUAAUUACACUUUAUAUGGUCGGGGAACUGCCGGCAGCGAUGACAUCACGCAAAAGUGCUUUGAAUUUGCUCUUCGGCGGCGAUGUAUCCCGCGUAAAUUUUAGUUUGAUCUGUCGUCUUGAGCUGAUUUGCUUAACCCUAAAUGCACUCCAGCUAAGCAUGAACAUACUGGUCUAUGCCAUUAUAAAUCCAUCGUUUAUACCUGAAUUUUUCGAUUGUCUGCGUGGUGCUUCCGAUGCUUGUUGCAGCAUACUUUGCUUAAUGCCACUAAUAAAGUGUGUACGCAGAAAUUGCUGCAGCACGAAAAAUGAUAAACAGCUAGACACAAACCGUGGGAUAGAGUGCGGUUUGGAACAUAAAACUGUUGAUAUCCGCAAAGAGUGUGAAUCUGAAUCGCAACGGGUUGAAGUGAGAAAGAGUGUGCGCGGAGGCAACGAAGGCAGAAGCGCUAGCGAAACUGGCAAUUGGGAUACUGAACCCGAAGAAGCUGCUGGUGUGUUUGGCUUCAACUUGUAUCGCAAUUGGCAGAACAGUGUAACAACGCGGCGCAAGCCAAAUCCUUAUCGCCAUAGCGGUCGACACAGCACACACGAGCAUGAAGUCUGGAGCACAGAAAUGGCUUGGAAGCGGUCCACUUCAUUUAGUGAGUAUGUAUUUGAUAAUCAGGUACUGCAAAUUGAUACUGUGAUCGAAGAAGUAACUCGUGCCAGAUUGGAAGAAAUUGAGAAGCAGGAGAAGAAGCAGUGCAAUGAAAUUAUAAUUUCGCUCCCUGUUUAAAUCAACAGGAAUGUACAAAAAAAAAAUCAAAAAUUAAUCACUGGUCAUAAAUAGAAUUAGGGAUAUACCUACAUAUUUUAAUUUAUUAUAAUAAGAAUACAACUGAUUCAAUAAAACACCUCAUUUUAACCCACUAUGUAUUUCAUUCUUGGAUCGUACAUCCUCCAAAGCCUGCCGAACGCGCUGUGGUGCAUCCUCAUCGUAUUCUUUCUUCGCUUUCAAAUUUGGUCUCACCAGGCUUGCACGAGGAUCGGGGGAUGCAGCACCAUUUUCCUCGCUCUUAGACUCAUUUGGUGCUGCUUGUGUGUCGAUUUUUUUAGGCACUUGUGCAGGUAGUUCUACUGUGUACUCAGUAUCUUCAUAAAUUACCGGGACGUAUACAGCAAGCAGGGUUUGCCAUUCCUUGUAGGCAAACUGGCGUGCCAAAUCCAUGUUGAAAUCGAAAAUUUGCAUUAUUGGAUCUUUGCGGGUUAAUUUCACUAUUUUUAUGCCAAUUGUAGCUUUGGAAUCUUCUGGCGAUCCAUAUUCAAACUUUUCUGAUGCAUCAAUAUUGUCCAUAGCCCAUUCUUCUUCCAAGUUGCUAUUAAACUUUUCCAUUGGUAUAACCCAGGCGUAGCAGAUAGUUGUAAGUAAAAUAGUUAGGCUUGAAAUUAUGAAAAAGACUUGAUAAUUAUUCAUUUUCGAUACUUUAGCGACUUUGGUGUCGUCUCUUGAACGUCCGCUAUGCAACUGACGUAGCUAAAUACUUAGUUUCCAACAGUUCUAACAAAAAUAUUUAUUACGUGGAGACUCGUAAUAAAAUAGAAAAAUAAACAAAAGCGUUUCAUUACGAACAAACGCAUAUACAUAUGUAUAAACCUUAAAAUGUGCAUAUAACUUAAAAACUAAAGUACUUUGGCUGUGAAGUACACUUGUGUACACAAAUACACAAAAAUAUGUUUAACACACGUGAUUCUAAGUCUAAGCCCUAAUUACCCAGCAUUUGAACCUUGAAAAAACAUUUCAAGUAAAUUGGGCAAACAAUUAAUUAAAAA